CCGGGAGCCUGGAGGAUGGUGAACCGCUGCGCGCGCGGAGCCCAGCCCUGCCUGGCGCAGCCUCCAGCCUCCGGAGGCACCAGGUGCCCAGAACUUUGGGCACCGCCUCUGAGACUCGCUGGCCACCAGCAGACAGGAUGGUGAGCUCCCUGCGUCCUGUUCUGUGAGCAUGGGUAGGUAGAGCCAGGCACCGGGAGCCCUGUGGGUUGUGUGUGUGCUGGGAACUGCCUCACACCUGAUAAAAAAAAAAAAAAAGCCAGUGGAGGAGUGAGUGCUGCUAUUUUAAGUUGUUGAAUGGAUCCUCUGGGGUUGACAGGGGGAGGGGACAGAGAUUAGGCAGAGAAAGGGUUAGCGUACCCAGUCAGCUUGGGUAGGCACUAGAUGUGCCAAGUGGGGCACAUCUCCAAAGGGCAGAUGGAGUUCCAGCGCUGCCUGGUUCCCCUCCCCCCAGGCAGGCCUUCCCACCCUAGGCUUCCGUGACCACAGGUGCUUGCCUCCUGCCCUUUGGCGCCUGUCUGCUGAUGUGCCCAGCCUGUGCCCACCAUGCCGCCCUCCAUCUCGGCCUUCCAGGCCGCGUAUAUUGGCAUCGAGGUGCUCAUCGCCCUGGUCUCUGUACCUGGGAAUGUGCUGGUGAUCUGGGCGGUGAAGGUGAAUCAGGCCUUGCGGGAUGCCACCUUCUGCUUCAUCGUGUCACUGGCAGUGGCUGAUGUGGCUGUGGGCGCGCUGGUCAUCCCACUCGCCAUCCUCAUCAACAUUGGCCCGCGGACCUACUUCCACACUUGCCUCAAGGUCGCCUGCCCUGUCCUCAUCCUCACUCAGAGCUCCAUCCUGGCCCUGCUGGCAAUUGCUGUUGACCGCUACCUCCGUGUCAAGAUCCCACUCAGGUACAAGACAGUGGUGACGCCUCGAAGGGCUGUGGUGGCCAUCACGGGCUGCUGGGUUCUCUCCUUCGUGGUGGGCCUGACGCCCAUGUUCGGCUGGAACAACCUGAGUGUGGUGGAGCGGGACUGGCUGGCCAACGGCAGCGUGGGCGAGCCUGUGAUCGAGUGCCAGUUCGAGAAGGUCAUCAGCAUGGAGUACAUGGUCUACUUCAACUUCUUUGUGUGGGUGCUGCCCCCGCUGCUGCUCAUGGUCCUCAUCUACAUGGAGGUCUUCUACCUGAUCCGCAAGCAGCUCAACAAGAAGGUGUCGGCCUCCUCUGGAGACCCACAGAAGUACUAUGGGAAGGAGCUGAAGAUCGCCAAGUCGCUGGCCCUCAUCCUCUUCCUCUUUGCCCUCAGCUGGCUGCCCUUGCACAUCCUCAACUGCGUCACCCUCUUCUGCCCCUCCUGCCACAUGCCCAGGAUCCUCAUAUACAUCGCCAUCUUCCUCUCACACGGCAACUCGGCCAUGAACCCCAUCGUCUACGCCUUCCGCAUCCAGAAGUUUCGAGUGACCUUCCUUAAGAUCUGGAACGACCACUUCCGCUGCCGGCCUGCACCCCCUGUUGACGAGGAUCCCCCAGCAGAGAGGCCCGAUGACUAGACUCCCCCUCCCGCCCCGCCUUGCCCGUGUCUGGGGCGUCUCAGCCCAGGGCUCCCCUCCCUGCUAUCCCACUCGUCUCCCUUGUCUCUCCCUGCUGUGGGCUGUGGGCUGUGGCUGUGACCCGCCCCUCACGGUCCUGGGGGAGGUGUGGGAGGUCAGUCCAUGGGGAAAGAACCAGGUAACCUGAGGGAAAGAGGAAAGUGGCUCGUGCUUCCCCAUCUGCAAGAUCAACCCAAGGCAGCCUGAGCGGGCCUGAGACCCUGAGACUGCCCUGGGACCACAUAGGCCAGAAGAGCAAGCUCAACUCCCAUAGCAGGCAGGACAGCGGCUUGUCUGACUUAGGUGCUGGGGUUACAGCCCUGGGACCCAGCUUAAGGAGAGAAGCUCCCUACCAAGACGGAGAGAAGGAGAGAAAGAGAGAAAGUGGAUGUCCUGGCCUUGUUUUCUCUCCUGUUCUGCAGGAGAAGGUGGCCAGAGCCACUGACAGGCAGGAAUCAAGACGCCUUUAGUCCCCACCUCCCACAGCUCUGAGUUCCUGGCCAUGACGCUUGCCAGGGUGCCUGCUCUCCUCACCACAGGGAUUCCAAGGUUAUACUUGCGAGAGGCAGAAAGAACGGGUCCAGAAACAAUUUCCAGUAUUUGCUUUAUUCUCCACUAGUGCUUGGGCCCUGAGUGGGGGCUCCACGCCCCCUGGAGCAAGUGUGGAAUAGUAGGUGUGGGCCUCAAACAGCCACAAGGCAGAAGCAUUGAGCCCUGAUUCUUGCCCUGAGCAUCCCAAGUAAGAGAAUGAAGUGUCACAGCUUGUCAUCUGGGCCACCAGCUCUACCAGCUCCAUCAGCCCUCUGUGCUGGGCACCCUCCUAGGUGACACCCCUCUUUGCUGCUUCUGGGCCAAAUAGAGAGGGGAACUCCAGACCUGUCAACUCUUGGGAACAUGCUGCCUGCCUGGCGAGGAGGCAAACAAGAGAAGGUGAGCUGCCAUGGGCACUGUGGGAUGAGUGUGACAGGCUGCUCAGGCCGGAGGAGAUUCCCCUCCGGAGUGUGUGGACAGGAAAGUCUUACCGGAUUUUAAGUACCCUCAGCACCCCUAGCACUUAGCACUACAUUCACGGGCUUUGAGGCUCUGUUGCAGAGUCUAGGCCUUUAGACUAGACCUUUCGGGAAGGGUCUACUCCUGGCCCAAACCAAAGCUCCUUAUACAGAGGAGUGAGGGGCCAGGUUCUAAGUGUGAACAGCAGCUCCAGGGCUGAUUCCAGGCCCUUCCCUCUCUCAGGCGGGAUGUCCCCUGGCUCCCAGGGAGGGUCACUUGACUAAUAAAAGACUGUCAGCCCUCAUGGAGAAUGCACCUCACCACUGAGGGAAACAGACAACCUCAA
Messenger RNA from Cervus elaphus (red deer), 2899 nucleotides. It is a transcript of the gene ADORA1, whose product is annotated as adenosine A1 receptor. Gene Ontology annotation, molecular function: G protein-coupled adenosine receptor activity. Bases 544 to 1524 code for a protein of 326 amino acids. Lineage: Eukaryota; Metazoa; Chordata; Mammalia; Artiodactyla; Cervidae. The record is from RefSeq and is a predicted model, not a curated record. The transcript is spliced from 2 exons. Gene Ontology annotation, cellular component: dendrite; membrane; synapse. Gene Ontology annotation, biological process: G protein-coupled adenosine receptor signaling pathway.